AUGGAUUCCUUGCUGUGGUGUUUCCGCCCGCGCAAGCGAAGAGACCUCCAUGACUGGAAGCAAAUAGAGGCCAAGGCCAACAACGUGGAAUCCCAGCCCAGCUGGCACGACCCCAGCGACAACACCUUGCUCUUCGAAGGCUUCGAGUGGCACAUCCCGAACGAUAACCGCCACUGGCGACGGCUGAAACGCGCCCUGCCGGCCCUGCACGCCAUCGGGGUGGACUCCGUCUGGCUCCCGCCGGGGUGCAAGGCGAUGAACCCGUCGGGGAACGGGUACGACAUCUACGAUCUGUACGACCUGGGCGAGUUCGACCAGAAGGGCUGCACCGCCACCAAAUGGGGCUCCUUCGCCGACCUCGAGGCGCUGAUGGAGGACGCCCACGCCCUGGGGGUGGGCGUGUACUGGGAUGCGGUGCUGAACCACAAGGCGGGCGCCGAUUUCCCGGAACGGUUCGAAGCGGUCAAGGUUGAUUCUCAGCGACGCGAUGUCGAGAUCGCAACCCCGCAAGAGAUCUCCGGCUGGACGGGCUUCAGCUUCUCCGGCCGGGGCCCCGUCCACAGCGCCCAGGAAUACCACUGGUACCACUUCAGCGGGGUCGACUGGGACGACGCCGCCCAAGAGAACGCGAUCUUCCGGAUCUGCGGGGCGGGGAAGCCCGGCUGGGCGGAGGACGUGGGCCGGGAGCUGGGCAACUACGACUACCUGAUGUUCGCGGACCUGGACUACUCGCACCCGGAGGUGCGCGCGGACGUGCUGCGCUGGGGCACCUGGAUCGGCCAGCGGCUGGGGUUGAAGGGGAUGCGGCUGGACGCGGCGAAGCACUUCUCCAUGCGGUUCCAGAAGGCGUUCGCGGCGCACAUGCGCGCGACCACGGACCCGGAGUUCGUCGUCAUCGGCGAGUACUGGACGGGGGAUGUGCAGGAGCUGGUGCGGUACGUCCAGACCGAGAUGGAGGGGACGGUGGUCGCGGUCGACGCGCCGCUGGUGCAUAAUUUCUCGCGGGUGUCGUUGGAGAAAGGCCGUGGGGAUCUGCGGCGCGUGUUGCGGGGGACGUUGGUCGAACGGUGUGGGGGGAAUGCUUUGACAUUCGUCGAGAACCAUGACACGCAACCCGGCCAAAUGAUGGAGAACACCAUCACCCCGGAGUUCAAACUCCUCGCCUACGCCCUCAUCCUCCUCCGCCAAGAGGGCCGCCCCUGUCUCUUCUACGGCGACCUGUACGGCAUCUGGGACGCCCAGAGACAACAAGCCCACCGCGACGCGGUCUACGCCUACCAGCUCCCCAUCCUCACCCGCACCCGCAAGCUCUUCGCCUACGGCGAGCAACAGGACUACUUCGACCAAGCGCAUUGCAUCGCCAUCCCCCAAAUUGCCCAAAUUGCCCACAUUGCCCAAUCGGGCGAUGACUUCAUGACUUUUGGACAUAAACUUCCCUCACGUGGCGGCGUUUCGUAUCUGACCCCCACCCCGUGUGCAACCGCAGGCUUCGUCCGAUACGGCAACGCGCGCCACCCGGCGGGAUUGGCGUGUGUGUUGAGCAACGCGCCCGGGCGUGCCACGAAGCGCAUGUAUGUCGGGCAGCGACACGCGCAUGCGACGUGGACGGAGGUGUUGGAGGGCGACAGCAGCAAGUUGGGUGCGGUGGUGAUUGACGCGCGGGGGUAUGGGGAGUUCCCCGUGGAGGGAGGGGGGGUUAGCGUUUGGGUUGAUGCGGCGGCGCCGGACCGCGGGAGGCUGAUGGACCCGUUGUAUGUGUUUGACCCUGCUUGGUGUGGGAUGAGACGGCGCUGACUCACAGUUUGGCGGAUGCAGUGAUCA
Messenger RNA from Aspergillus aculeatinus CBS 121060, 1821 nucleotides. Its product is annotated as alpha-amylase. Gene Ontology annotation, biological process: carbohydrate metabolic process. The record is from RefSeq and is a predicted model, not a curated record. NCBI's taxonomy places the organism in Eukaryota, Fungi, Ascomycota, Eurotiomycetes, Eurotiales, Aspergillaceae. Bases 1 to 1794 code for a protein of 597 amino acids. The transcript is spliced from 7 exons.